GAGUCUGACGAUUCGAAGCGUGAUAUCUCGGCUGCAACUGAAGAAGGUGGGCUAAAGGGAACCGCUCCGGAGCCCGUUGCUCCCGUAGCGCCCGAACCCGAGGUGACUAAACGUGAUGUGGAAGACAAAACCCCUAAACAAGAAGAAACAGAAAGAGAGAUUGUCCCCCCCGCGGAGGUUACGAAGCCCGUCGAGGAGCCUGUUGCAGCCCGAGAAGCUGAGCCGACAGUUGUUGCCGAGACAGCUGAGACUUCAACGUCCAAGGCUCCAGUUGCGCCAACUUCCCAGGAAACUCCAUCACAGCAACCACCCAGCGCAGAGGCAACAACCCCUAAGACAGUGACAGCAAUAGAACUCGAACAGCCCAAGUCGACUCUUCUGGAGGCACUGGCAGCCUGGCUAAUGGCACCGUUCGCGUGGCUGACCCAUCUCUUUGGGUCCGGAAAGAAGAAGGCGGACGCUUAAACGCAUUCACCAUGCCCGGAUUGAGCCGUAGCAUCGACAGGGAAGUGCUCGAUGGACCUCGGUUUGCUGCAAAAGGUGGAGUGGUCGCUCAAUCCGACAAUGGAUUCCAGGCAGGGGUUAUGAUGAGGAGAGAGAUGAUGCCAUUCCGUGGAUUGGAUCGAAAUACGGUCCCUUUAGAAGUCGCUGCCGCAACAAGCCAUUAUGUGCCCCCUUUACGAUACCCUGCUCUUAACGCCGACGGUCACUGCUCCCCGAGGUGGACGAACAUGGCCUCCCCAGGCCCCUUGGUCUCUCCCUUUGAAUAUGAAGAAAUGGUUCAAGAUACUCCGCCUCCGCUGUCUCUUUCCGUGUUAUUGGAUGAUGAGUUCAGAGUGCCGACUCCCGCCGUUGUGGUUCCUGAAAGGGCGACGACUGACAGGCUGAUGACUCGACUGCUGCGUCACAAGCAGAAGAUUCCACUUCACGAUGCUGAUGACGCAGUCGCAGCUGCCGUGGUUACUGACACCAUUGCAGAGGCACCCCGGCCUGUCGCCCGUCUUUCGCUCACCGGCCUCCGCAACGGCGGGGACCUCCCUCAUCUGGAUCAUCAGAUGAAGUUGGAUUCGGAGGAACUUCAGUCUCUAGCCGUCCCUACUACACGCAGGAGUAUUAGUGAUGAUGAGGAGGAUCUUCGUAAAUCCAUUGCUGACAUUUUCACAGAGGAUAGAUCUAGGGAGCAUAUUUCGUCGAGCAGUGACCGGGAACGACACCGCAAAUAUCGUCAUUCUCACCAUUCUUCCCGUUCCAGCAGGGACCGUGGCGAGGAAGAGGGCAGAGAACUUUACAGAGAGUAUAGAGAAAACAGAGAGAGCAAACGUCGCUCGCACGAAUCCCAAGGGUCAAACUACCGCCGCUCUAUUCCUGACACUGGUGGCUCUCGGCCCGGAUCUGGGUCGUCUAAGCUGGACACACCACCACGAACUCCUCGGCGGCGCCAUAGCGGCGUUGCAGGCGAAGCCCCUGGGCCCUCCGGCCGGAGAUACAGAACUCCAGAAGAGCAGGAAGCCCAUGAGCAGCGCAGAGCGCAACGUCGCGCUGCCCGGGAGGCGGAGCGGUUCGACAAGCACGAAGUACCAGAGCCGGUCAACGAAGGGUACGACGGAUACGAGCGGUAUGAGCAGCCUCAGCGAUACGAUGAGCGUCGCGAGAGACGUGAACACAACGAUUAUCGAGAACAACGCGAUCAUCGUGAACGCAUUGAACGCUCUGACCGCCGUGACCGCCAUGAACGCCCUGAACGCACUCAGCGCCCUGAGCGUUUUGAGCAACCCGAGCGGUUCGAACAACCUGAACCGCUCAACGACCGUGAUGUACUGGACGAAGGCUACGGCCGACCUGAAAAGUAUGAACGUCGUGACCGACAUGAUCGUCGCGAGCGCCGCGAACGUCGUGAGCGUCGUGAGCUCUAUGAAAAAACCCUGGAGCCUGAGCCUGAGCCUGAGCCAUUUCCGGCUGUUGACGAAAGCCGGGAUCCCGCACCACCACCAGCCCCUAUCCCAGCUCCCCCGGAGCGUAAGGGUAAGGAGGUGGGCUUCGACUUGCCGCCAGAAGAGAUCAAGCGCCAUCGUAGUCGCUCGUUUCGUCAACGUUCAGGCAACUCAGGCUAUGACUACCCACGGCAGUCAUCUCCCGAAAAGAGGUUUUUCGAAAUGAAAAAUGCCGAGGGGGUGCUUCGCAAAUCAUCCUCGCCGCCACCUCAAGAUAAAUUCAUCUACGUGCCAGCACGGGAUUCUUCUCUUCCCGAGGAGAUGAGGCCAAGAACACGAGACCGGGACGUUCUCCGGACCCGUGAUCGUCGGCUGUCCGAGGGCACCUACGACCGACCUCGUGGGGGCCAUUUCGGAGACUCUCCUAGGCAAUCGGCGCCGCUUGACGAGGGCGACGAUGCUGCUCGGCGAGCCCGCCAUGAGCGUAGGCGGAUGAGGGAGGCUAGGGAGCAGGAGAAGAAGUCGGGAGGAAUCAGGGGGGUAUUCAAGAGACUGUUUAAUUGACUGGUAGAGAAUUGGGACACAUGGCAAAUAUGGCAGCGAUGGAAAAGGAGCGCUCUUUUAUUCAAACGACUUAAUGAAUCAUGCGUGUAUGGCUCAUCUAUUCUUCUUCAUAAUUACUUCCUGGCCAUUAGGCUGGUUUAUGUUAGUUCGGUUCGUUUACGGUUAAAUGAAAUAUUUUGACACUGAG
Messenger RNA from Trichoderma virens Gv29-8, 2682 nucleotides. RefSeq lists its product as uncharacterized. The coding region runs from base 477 to 2495 and encodes 672 amino acids. The transcript has 2 exons. NCBI's taxonomy places the organism in Eukaryota, Fungi, Ascomycota, Sordariomycetes, Hypocreales, Hypocreaceae. The record is from RefSeq and is a predicted model, not a curated record.